UAAAAAUGCGGGAAAACAAAUGGCUUUCUUGUAUAUUUGUUCCCACACUUCAAAGCUCUACAGGAAAUAAAGUUCUGAUUUUUAUGGAAUUGAGUUUCCAAACAGAGCUCUGUGGAAGAUUACUCCAUAACUUGGGUGCCACUAAAAAAGUGAAAUCCCAAACCAAGAAUCGUGAUUUCGAACUUUCUUUGAACUUUCAGGAAUUGGGUUACAUUCAGACGAGGAAUAAGAGUGCUCUUUCAGACUGUCAAAAGUUGCUGCUGUGAAAUUUAAAGACAAAUCAGACGGUUAUGUGGUGUAGGAAAAUCUGCAAAAUUAUGGAUGUAAGCUUUCCAUUAAACAGUGGCAAGAACCGAAAGUUCAGAAAGAAACAGAAUGCUAAGAAGAGAAGAAAGCGAAUUGACGAUUUACCUGACCCAAUUAUUCAGCACAUUUUGUCAUACCUUUCAACCAAAGAAGCUGUUAGAACAAGCAUAUUAUCAAAAAGAUGGAAAUACCUAUGGACAUCCAUCCCCAAACUUGAUUUUAAUGAAGGGGCACUGGAUAGGAGGAUGAUGUUCAUGAAAAUUGUGGAAAGAGUGCUUGCGCUUCAUGAUCCUUCAGAUAUAAAAAAAUUCUCUCUGUCAUGUAAUGUGCAAUAUGAUACAUCUCACAUUAACGCGUGGAUUUGUUCUGUCGUGAUGCAUAAGGUUCAAGUGUUAAAGCUGUAUCUUCGUAACUUUCAGGAAUUGUUAGCAUUGCCACCAUGCUUAUUUACUUGUGAAUCAUUAGAAGUAUUGACACUUCACAUGUUCCACUCUCUCAAGCUCCCUUCAAGCAUUAGUUUUUCUCGUCUCAAGUUUUUGGCUCUUGAGAAAGUUAUAUUUUCCGAUGAUCAUUCAACACAACAGCUCUUUACGGGUUGCCCAAUCCUGGAGGACUUAUCUAUAAUUGACUGCAUUUGGAAAAAUGUCAAGGCUGUUUGUAUCUCUUCUCCUAUGCUUCAAAGGUUUUUCAUAACUGAUAAAUACCUAUUAGAUGAUGAAAAUGAUGAUAAAGAUGACCUGAAUGCUGAGGCAGAUGAUCAGAAUGAUUUCAAUGGUUGUCAAGUUGUGAUUUUUGGAACUAGUUUGAAAUCCUUUUCUUUUGAUGGUCAACUCAUAAAUGAUUAUUGCUUCUACAACCCAUCCUCAAUAGUAGAUGCGUCUAUUCAAUUCUUCAAAAGAGACGCAGAAUAUGAUUUCCUAGAUGCUCAUCGUGUAUUUAAGCUUCUUAGCGGGCUUGGUAAUGUGGAAAAGCUGACACUAGAUGUUGGUGCUCUUGAGGUUCUCAGUUAUGCAAAAGAGUUAUUUGCCCAUCAGCCUGUAUUUUAUAAAUUGACCCAUCUCAAUUUCGAAAGUGGGUUUCCAAUAGAAUUUGAUCUUGAGGCACUGCUGACCAUAAUCCGGAACUCUCCAUGUCUUAACUAUCUUAGUUUUGGGACGCAGGUCUGCCUACCCACAUAUUGUGGAAAUCAUGAUUUGAUAAUGAACCCAGUGCCUUCAUGUUUCGUGACAAACCUCGAGACUAUCGAAAUUUUUGGCUUUUGUGGAGAUGAAAAAGAGAUGCAUGCAGUAAAGAUUUUACUUGGAAGUGCGUCAGUUUUGAAGAGGAUUGUCAUUAUCUGUGAUGAAUUUUAUUUCGAUUCCCAUGGGGACUUAAAGAAGAAGCAAAAGGAAAUUUUUGAACAGAUACUGCUGUUCCCCAGAGGGUCAAGGAGCUGUACAGUACAUUUCCUUUUGGGUAUUUCUAAGGCUCCACGUUAUAGUGGCUAACUGACGCAUUAAAAUUAUGCCGUAUUUUUAAACUUCUUUAUUAACCUUUUGCCUAUGU
Messenger RNA from Quercus robur (English oak), 1851 nucleotides. Its product is annotated as F-box/LRR-repeat protein At3g58900-like. The record is from RefSeq and is a predicted model, not a curated record. Lineage: Eukaryota; Viridiplantae; Streptophyta; Magnoliopsida; Fagales; Fagaceae. The coding region runs from base 291 to 1793 and encodes 500 amino acids. The transcript has 4 exons. Gene Ontology annotation, molecular function: protein binding.